Molecule: messenger RNA, 2245 nt
Organism: Cotesia glomerata
Lineage: Eukaryota; Metazoa; Arthropoda; Insecta; Hymenoptera; Braconidae
Product: elongation of very long chain fatty acids protein AAEL008004-like
Exons: 6
Coding region: 544-1518 (324 amino acids)
Biological process (GO): fatty acid elongation, monounsaturated fatty acid; fatty acid elongation, polyunsaturated fatty acid; sphingolipid biosynthetic process
Cellular component (GO): endoplasmic reticulum membrane
Molecular function (GO): fatty acid elongase activity
Source: RefSeq, a predicted model, not a curated record
UAAUAAUAAUAUACUUAAACUUAAAAACUGCAAGUGAAUUCAAAAAAUGUGAUUGCCGUUAUGACCAGGAGCACAACAAAUCUGCCAACAGUCGGUCAGUCCGUGUUAAUAAAACUGGUGUAUCCUUCGUCAUACUAUGUUAUUGGUACAUCACCAGCGCUAUUUGAGCCUUUUGCGUCAAUAACUUGCACUAGCUAUUCAGAAUAAGAAUAAUCGUAUAUCGUGGUGUAUCGGUGUAUGUCGUGUCUGUUGGAGAAGUAAGCGAGACCAAGACCGUACCGGAGACAUCGCACUGUAUUAAUACAGCGGUUUCCGUGGUCAUUGCUGGCUGUCAAUAUCAAUCUUAACUCAGUUAGUCUUAGUCUUGUUGUUUAAUUAUUACUCACCACAAGUAUCUUCGAUUCUUGUCUAUGUGUUCAGACAGGUGACAACACGAGAGCACGUUUUAGUGGGGCCGAGCGAGAGCGGGUGUAACCCAGCGUGUCUCGUUGAGAGUGAAAAGAGGAAAUAAGGAAACAAAUCAAAAAGUAGAAAAUAAAGAAAAUGACGACGGCUAUUGGAAAUUUGGUGCACGGGUACCGAGAUGUUAUAGACAACAGGUCUGAUCCUAGAGUGAAAGAUUGGCCGAUGAUGAACAGUCCACUUCCUACAAUGGCAAUUUGUCUAUUUUAUGCUUACUUUUCAAAGGUUUUGGGACCCAAAUUAAUGGAAAAUCGGAAACCUUUUAAUUUACGGAGUAUCCUAGUUGUUUAUAAUUUUAUUCAAACUUUAUUUUCUACGUGGAUUUUUUAUGAGUAUUUAAUGAGUGGAUGGGCGAGAGGUUAUAGUUUUCGAUGUCAACCAGUAGACUACUCAAAUAACCCUAUGGCGCUUAGGAUGGUGAACGUUUGUUGGUGGUAUUACUUCAGCAAAUUUACUGAAUUUUUUGAUACGUUAUUUUUUAUUCUAAGAAAGAAGAAUCAACAAGUCACAACUCUUCAUGUAAUUCAUCAUGGUGUGAUGCCGUUUUCAGUAUGGAUGGGUUUAAAGUUUGCGCCUGGUGGUCAUAGUACUUUCUUUGCACUUUUAAAUGCUUUCGUUCAUAUAAUAAUGUACUUCUAUUAUAUGAUAGCAGCAAUGGGUCCCGAGUAUCAAAAAUAUAUCUGGUGGAAAAAAUAUUUAACUACUUUCCAAAUGGUUCAAUUUGUUUUAAUAAUGAGUCAUCAGUUCCAAUUGCUUUUCAUAGAGUGUGAUUAUCCACGUAGUUUUAUGAUUUGGAUCGGACUACAUGGUGUUCUAUUCCUCGGUCUCUUUUCCGACUUUUAUAAAACAAAAUAUAGCUCGAAUCGUUUAAAGGUGAAACUAUGUAAUAAUGGAACUUGUAUGCCAGUUUUGGAUGACAAUGAAUAUAAAAUUCAGCAAAAUGGUAAUUCAAUCUACACAACGACUAUAUACAAAAAAGAAUACAACAAGUCUUAUACCAAUGGCACCAAUAACGGUUAUGUUGUUAAUAAUAAUACUGAAAAAAAGCUUGCUUAAAAAGUUGGCUUGUGAUUGUCAACAUUUUAAGAGAAAAAAAAAACAAAAAAUUGUUUUGUUUGAUUAUUACAAACAAUGUGAAGUCGUUUGUUUAUUUUAUUUACUUGAUUAAUUAUUGGUGUCCGCAAUAAAAUCACGUUAAUAUGGACGCACAUAUAAAUUUGUUGCGUGCCUGUUGCCUUAAACAGGCUCUAAGAACUUAUAGGUUUUAUUAUAUUAUUAUUAUUAUUAUUUUGUGUCUCAUAAAUUAGUAUGGAUGUGAAUAGAUGUAUGAAUGAUAGAGAAUGUAAUUUUUGAUAUAUGUUGUACAGUUUAUUCAAGAAAUGCGUAAAUGCAAAGAAUAAUAAUUUUCAAAAUUAAGACUAGUAUUUAUACGAUAUAGAUAAAUGUUUUGGUACAGAAUUAUAAAUGAUUUUCUAAAUAAUUAACGAAAAGAAAGUCCGACUAUGUUCAACGUUGUUGUCAUUUGUGGAUUAUUUUUAAAAAAUUAAUGUUUAAACUUGAAACAUCGUCGUAACUGUGUAAUAACCUAUCCAUGACAUGGAUUUAUAAAAUUACUUAAGUGCAAACCAUUAACUCCAUUAAACUUUAAAAAGUAAAAAAAAAAAAAUAGUUUUUAAAAUAAAUUGAGUAUUCUACAAAUCAACGUAGUGAUCAAAACAAUUUCAUAAAUGCGCACAAUUAAGAGAGUUGAAAUGGAAAAAAACAAAUAAAUAUAAAUGAAUAA